This is a messenger RNA of Amaranthus tricolor (Joseph's coat), 1310 nucleotides long. RefSeq lists its product as uncharacterized. Lineage: Eukaryota; Viridiplantae; Streptophyta; Magnoliopsida; Caryophyllales; Amaranthaceae. The transcript has a single exon. The coding region runs from base 210 to 1025 and encodes 271 amino acids. The record is from RefSeq and is a predicted model, not a curated record.
UACAUAUGACUAAGAAAAUCCGAUCCCUUCCAUUAUUAAAUAACCAAAAUUGUCUCCCCCAAAUCUCAAUCAUCAAUCAUCCAACCAUUCUCACUUAGCACCUCUUUUCCAUUUACUCCAAUCUCCACCACUUCUCUUAUACCAACCUCAACCACCACCAUUUUCUUCUUUUUUUUCAUCCAAAACAAUAAAUUAAUUUGAUUUUAAUAAUGAUUAUAAGCAAAUUUACCCAUCAACAUCUUCAAUCAGAACAAGAAGAAUGCAAUAAUUAUCAAAAAAGGAGCAAAUAUUUGCCAAUUUUAUGCUCAUCAUCAUCAACAAAACAAGCAGUGAUUAAGCUUUCAGAAGGGCGGCACAACCGUAGCGCCUCCGCAUCUUCAACCGUCUCCGAUGAGCCAUUAUCACCCAGAGUUGGUUGUAUGGGCCAAGUUAAGAGGAACAAUAAAGUUAAUGGGUUUCCAAGUAAGACUUUAAUUACAUAUAAUAAUACUAUUCCUAAUACUAAUCCCAUCAUAAAUGACCAAAUUAUUUCCAGUAAUAGUAUUGUUAAGUACCAUAAACUCAAGAAAUUCUUCUCUAGUAAAACUCUAAUUGGUAGUCCAACCAUUGUUACUGCUAAAAUGAGGACAGGGAGUGGGACCCACAAAGGGAAGAGUAUUCUAUGUACAAAUCAAAAUCAGUAUAGUAUUAAUCAGGGAAUAAGAAAUGGGUUCAGAAAGAUUAAUGAUGAUAAUAAUAGUAUGAAAGUAUCGAGAUGUAAAAAUAAGAUUGAUGAAAAUCUGUUGGGUAGUAAUGGAAAUGGAAAUGGAAAUGAAAAGGGUUGUUUGGUAAAUUUGGUUGAGUUAGAUCCGCCAUUGCCAGUGAUGAAGCAGAUACAGGGGAUUAAUAAUAGUAUUAAUAAUGGAGCAGAGAGUAUGAGUUUAUGGAAGAGAAGAUCUGGUGGGACUCCAUUAAAGAGUUUACAAGUUCAAGUUACUCCUCAAAGUUGUACUCCUAAUUUUUUAUUAGAAGCUUCUACUGUAUGAGUUUUGAUCAUCACAAGAAAAUUAUUAUAAUUAUGAUUUAUUAACUCUGUAUAUUGUAAAUGAAAUUGUUUUAUUUUUUACUGUUUCUUUUUAUUUUACUGUUGGGGUUUAAUAUAUCAGAAAUUUAGAUCUUAUACGGCUUGCCUUUACUACUCCUUCCUUUUAUAAAGGGAACAUUUGAUAUAAGAUGAAUUAUGUGGAUGAAAUUAAAAGUAUAUUUGAACUAUAAGAUUAAACCAUUUAAUUUAUUUUUGAACAAUAAAAUGAUAUUUUUUUCUGUUUAUA